Pseudopipra pipra is the source of this 1002-nucleotide messenger RNA. Its product is annotated as spindle and kinetochore-associated protein 1-like. The record is from RefSeq and is a predicted model, not a curated record. Gene Ontology annotation, biological process: mitotic cell cycle; cell division; regulation of microtubule polymerization or depolymerization. Gene Ontology annotation, molecular function: microtubule binding. NCBI's taxonomy places the organism in Eukaryota, Metazoa, Chordata, Aves, Passeriformes, Pipridae. Gene Ontology annotation, cellular component: spindle microtubule; mitotic spindle; outer kinetochore.
AUGGCUGUCGGCAGCGCGGGGAAAACAGACACCCCUGCCGUCCACUGCGCCGGGGCCCACGGCUGCCAUUACCGGGGCCGCCACCGGCGCAUGCGUGGGCAUGCCACUCCGAGCAGGGGCCGCCGCAGCGAUCCCGCUGGCCCCCGGCUGGGGCCGGGCACGGCACCGCAAUCACGCACAGAGCCGCUGCCGCUGCUGCCCACCGCGGCAGGGCCGGGGCCGCUCCACCCGGACCGCAGCUACUACCAGUCCGCCGGCACCCAGGGCCGCGACCGCUGCUGCCAGGGCCACUCCACGGCUGCUGCUGCCCACGCGGGCACAGACAGACUUGGCGGCGCCGAGGCCGGACCCGGCCUAGAUUUUGUAAACAGGCGUCAGUUCUUUCUUCUCGUCAUCCAGGUCAUGGUGAACUGUGUCUAUACCACGUCACUGCAGCAGAACAGGUCUCCUUACUACUUAUCUGCUAUUUAUACACUUAAUAUUCAUUCAUUUCACAGCGUCACCGUGCCAACUGUGAAACACGAAGAACAAACAAAAGUGGCAGAACCUGAACCUGCUAAGAAACCUGCAAAAGAGAAAAGAGUCAUUAAAGAAAUACCAUUAAUAAUGGCAGAAGAAUUUGAAGCUGUUCCUGCGUAUCUGAAAGGUCGUUUAGUGUAUGAUCAGAUUAAUGCAGUUGUUCAAGAGAUUAACAAGGCCGUCGUGGGCAAGUACAAGAUCAUGCAUCGGCCUUUGAAAUCUAUGAGUUUUGCAGUCAGAAAUCUCUAUGACAGGUUCAUACAAGAAGAAACUAAAGAUACAAAAGGUAUUUUUUUUAUUGUGGAGGCUGAUAUCAAGGCGUUCACCCAGCUGAAGGGACACAGCAUCCUGAGCAUCCUGAGGCACUGCCACAGAGUGAGAGAAGUUCGUGGCUCAAACCUGGUCCGCUACAUCAUCUGCUAAUGAGCUUCCCAUGGUCUGUCUACCCAAGAGAGAGACAUUCUGUCUGUGUGCACUCCUUUC